Molecule: messenger RNA, 4920 nt
Organism: Apus apus (common swift)
Lineage: Eukaryota; Metazoa; Chordata; Aves; Apodiformes; Apodidae
Gene: TRPM8
Product: transient receptor potential cation channel subfamily M member 8
Exons: 23
Coding region: 40-3024 (994 amino acids)
Biological process (GO): calcium ion transmembrane transport
Cellular component (GO): membrane
Molecular function (GO): ligand-gated calcium channel activity
Source: RefSeq, a predicted model, not a curated record
CUUCCUACUGAUGCCUUUGGGGACAUUCAGUUUGAAAACAUGGGAAAAAGAGGAAAGUACAUCCGCCUGUCGUGCGACACAGACUCAGAAACACUCUAUGAACUCAUGACCCAGCACUGGCACCUGAAGACCCCCAACCUGGUUAUCUCCGUCACUGGGGGCGCAAAGAACUUUGCGCUCAAGCCCCGAAUGCGCAAGAUCUUCAGCAGGCUGAUCUACAUUGCCCAGUCCAAAGGGGCCUGGAUUUUCACCGGAGGCACACACUAUGGGCUGAUGAAGUACAUUGGGGAAGUGGUCAGAGACAACACCAUCAGCCGCACCUCGGAGGAGAACGUGGUGGCCAUUGGCAUCGCAGCCUGGGGCAUGAUUUCCAACCGGGACACUCUGCUUCGCAGCGCUGACAGCGACGGGUACUACUUGGCCCACUACAUCAUGGAUGAUCUCAAGAGAGACCCUCUCUAUUGCCUGGAUAACAAUCACACCCAUCUCUUGCUGGUUGAUAAUGGCACCCAUGGACACCCCACGAUUGAGGCAAAAGUGCGAACUCAGUUAGAAAAGUACAUUUCGGAGCGAGUUAUCCCAGAAUCUAAUUAUGGUGGGAAGAUUCCAAUUGUAUGUUUUGCUCAAGGUGGAGGGAAAGAGACUUUGAAGUCUAUCAACGUGGCUAUUAAGAGUAAGAUUCCCUGUGUUGUGGUGGAAGGCUCUGGCCGGAUCGCUGAUGUUAUCGCUAGCCUGACGGAGGCAGAAGGCACUCCUGCUUCUUCAUGUGUCAAGGAGAGCUUGCUCAGGUACCUGCCUCGCACCAUUUCAAGGCUCUCGGAGGAGGAGACUGAAAGCUGGAUCAAAUGGAUCAAAGAAGUACUUGAGAACCCUCAUUUAUUGACAGUUAUCAAAAUAGAAGAAGCUGGAGAUGAAAUUGUGAGCAAUGCCAUUUCUUUUGCUCUGUAUAAAGCUUUCAGCACCAAUGAACACGACAGAGAUAACUGGAAUGGGCAGCUGAAGCUGCUGCUGGAGUGGAACCAGUUGGACCUGGCCAGUGAUGAGAUCUUCACCAAUGACCGAAACUGGGAGUCUGCUGACCUGCAGGAUGUCAUGUUCACAGCCCUAGUGAAAGACAGGCCCAAGUUUGUCCGUCUCUUCCUGGAAAAUGGCUUGAAUCUGAGGAAGUUCCUUACCACAGAGGUCCUUAGAGAGCUGUACACGAAUAAUUUCAGCAGCCUGGUGUUCAAGAACCUGCAGAUUGCAAAGAACUCCUAUAAUGAUGCACUCCUCACAUUUGUGUGGAAGAUGGUCGAAGACUUCCGAAGGGGUCUUAAAAGAGACGACAAAAAUAGCAAGGAUGAGAUGGAGAUACAUCUUUCAGAUGAGUGUCCUAUCACCAGGCAUCCGUUGCAAGCUCUGUUUAUCUGGUCAGUUCUUCAGAACAAGAAGGAGUUGUCUAAAGUUAUUUGGGAGCAAACCAGAGGCUGCACAUUGGCAGCCCUUGGGGCCAGCAAGCUCCUGAGAAGCAUGUCCAAGGUGAAGAAUGAUAUCAAUGCUGCUGGUGAGUCUGAGGAACUCGCUAAUGAGUAUGAGACAAGAGCAGUAGAGCUGUUCACCGAGUGCUACAGCAGCGAUGAGGAGCUGGCUGAGCAGCUGCUGACCUAUUCCUGUGAAGCCUGGGGAGGGAGCAAUUGUCUGGAGCUGGCAGUGGAAGCUAGAGACCAGCAGUUCAUCGCCCAGCCAGGGGUGCAGAAUUUCCUUUCCAAGCAGUGGUAUGGAGAGAUUUCAAGAGAUACUAAGAACUGGAAGAUUAUACUGUGCCUGUUCUUUUUCCCUUUAAUAGGCUGUGGUUUCAUCUCAUUCAGGAAAAAGCCUGUGGAGAAGAGUAAGAAACUCUUCUUGUACUACGUGUCGUUCUUCACCUCCCCCUUUGUGGUCUUCUCCUGGAAUGUCAUCUUCUACAUAGCUUUCCUGCUACUCUUCGCCUACGUGUUGCUGAUGGAUUUCCAGAAGGAACCCACUGCUCUGGAGAUAAUCCUUUACGUGCUGGUCUUCAUUCUGCUUUGUGAUGAAGUGAGACAAUGGUACAUGAAUGGCAGUAAGUAUUUCUUAGAUCUGUGGAAUGUUAUGGAUACACUAGCAAUCUUCUACUUCAUAGCGGGGAUUGUGUUCAGGCUUCACUCAUCUGAUGAAAGCUCUUGGUAUUCUGGGAGAGUCAUUUUCUGUUUGGACUACAUAGUUUUUACUCUGAGGCUGAUCCAUAUUUUCACAGUUAGCAGGAAUCUAGGACCCAAAAUUAUUAUGCUGCAGAGGAUGAUGAUAGAUGUCUUCUUCUUCCUCUUCCUCUUUGCUGUGUGGAUGGUGGCCUUUGGUGUGGCCAGACAGGGCAUCCUGAGGAAGAACGAGCACCGCUGGGAGUGGAUAUUUCGCUCCGUCAUCUAUGAGCCGUACCUGGCUAUGUUUGGCCACUACCCUGAUGAUGUUGAUGGUACCACCUACAACUUCGACCGCUGCACCUUUUCUGGGAAUGAGUCCAAGCCCUUGUGUGUGGAGCUGGAUGCCAACAACCAACCCCGCUUCCCAGAGUGGAUUACCAUUCCCCUUGUCUGCAUUUAUAUGCUCUCAACUAACAUCCUCCUUGUGAACCUGCUUGUGGCCAUGUUUGGUUACACCGUUGGAUCAGUCCAGGAGAACAAUGACCAGGUGUGGAAGUUCCAGCGUUACUUCUUGGUCCAAGAAUAUUGCAGUCGCUUGACCAUCCCCUUCCCCUUUGUUAUCUUUGCCUACAUAUUCAUGGUGAUGAGGAAAUGUUUCAAAUGCUGCUGCAGGAAAGAAAGUAAAGAGCCAUCUAUCUGCUGCUCAAAAAAUGAGGACAAUGAAAUUCUGGCAUGGGAAGCUGUCAUGAAGGAAAAUUACCUUGUCAAAAUGAACACCAAAGCAAAUGAUUCAUCAGAAGAGAUGCUGCAUCGAUUCAGACAACUGGAUGCAAAGCUCUCUGAUUUGAAAGGCCUUCUGAAAGAGAUUUCCAGCAAAAUCAAAUGAAUGCAGCUGACAUCCAAGAGCAGCUACCUGAGCAGGGUACCAAUUCAUCAAGAAUAAUUAUCUGAGCUGGCAGUAACCACCAAGCAAAUGGUAACUGAUCCACCAGAGUGUCACCAUUUCAGCAGGAGUUACUAAGACUUUCUUUAGUUUCUAUUUUUUUCAGAAAACAGCCCUUUCUGCUUGUUGCAAGAAAAUGGUAAAAUGUUAAGAUGACUGUUUAUCUCCUGGCAGGACUCCCACAUUCCUCAAGCUCUUAUUUCCUCAUCUCCCUUGAUGUUCAGUGCCAGCAAUUAGCCCUUGUCAGCUGCUGUUAACAAGCACUCCUAAUUCCAAGAGUUCUGCUCUUGCUGCCAAAGUCCCUUUGCUUUUUGGGUUUCAUUUGGCCAGUAAUUCCCUGUCUUAACGAAUUAAUCUCCCUUCCCUCUCCUUUGUGUAGUAGCCAGAUCUAGCUUGAUGCUUGCAUGGUCUGUCUGUCAGCCCUGCUGAUGUCUGUAAUGCUUGUGUGCCAGAGUACAGUGUAUUUCAGCAUCAUGCCCCAGAGGAAAGACUGCCUUUGCUCCCACCAUGCGCCCACAUUUCAGACUCCACGUGAACACUGUGAACUUCUUCCCCCUCUACCUGGAACUGUGCAGCAAUGCAGGAGCUCAACUACUACAACUCUACAUGGGAAAGAUUUCAUUCAUCUGGGAAGUGUUUCCAGAGACCUCAUAUGCAGUCCUUGCUUGUUCCUUGAGUGCAGUUGGAGCAUUGCAACGUGUUUAACUCCUUGAAGCAUCUGUUUGCAGAUGUUUGUGUUUAGAAAUGGAGAAGAGAUUGUUUGUCAGCUUUCAAUAUUGUGAUGCUUGCUGUGGUGAGGUUGCUCUUCCUGCUCCCUUUCUAAACUAGCAGCUGAAUUUUGUGUGGUAUAACUGGAUGCAUUGCCCUCUGAAGGGAAAACACCACAAAUGGCAUUUGCUUACCUUCUUAAGAAUUGUAUCUGUCUUCUUCCCCAGUGUCUAGGAAGGAUCUCCCAAGAUGUUUGAUUUUGAAGAUUGAGGUAUUUUCCUUUUGCUGGCAAGGGCUUUCAUAGUCCCUUCUCUUGCAGCUACUCUAGGGGCUGCCAGGCACAAGAUGUGGGUGCCACAUGAGGGCUCCAGAUGAGUAGUUAAGUAAGCAGAGGAUUUUGGCUAAAGCAGAACGCUCCCCAGGUGAGCAGUGUGAAUAGAGCCAUCUGCUGCCAGGCUGGAGAGCAGGCCAGCCUCUGUGCACAGCAGCAUGUCCCAGCCCACCUCUGCUGUGAAAACAGGCUGGUCCAGGCUGGUGAAGACCAGACUCUGCUGUGUGUUUUGGUGUUUGCUUCAGAAGCACUGCUGAACAAGGAGAAUGUUUCUGCUUUAGGGAGCAGCUCUGUGGCUGAGGCCAGCACAGCUGUGCAUUGUCUGCCAGAGCUGCUGCUCAGCCUGUGUAGCUGAGAAUGGAAUAGUUCUGCAGGGAAAACUGUGAUGAGGCCUUGUCAGAAAGGUGACUUCUCUUUUCUUGCUGCUUCACAUCACCUAACUUGCCUGUAUGCCCUGCCUACCAAUAGCAGCCUUGCUUGUUUACAUGAGGAUAUAUUUGUGUUUUCCUCCUAAAAAGCUGAAAAAAGACUCAGGCUUCUGUUGACUUCUGUGGCCAUUACCUUGUAUCAUAAAUUAUUGAGAUAAGUGUCCUUUCUAGAAGUAUUUUUUUCCUGUGCCAUUUAUAUGCUUUGAAUGUGAAAACUGUGCUUUUAGUCUGUUCCUUCCAUGUAUAAAACCUGCAGUGUUCUCGCCAGCAUCUCUGGUGAUCUGUUCUCUUACAGUAACUGUGUAACUUUGAACCAUGCUCUGAAAACCCCAAACCCUGGAGUCUGCCCCUCCCAACCGCUGCAGCCCAUCA